Rhinocladiella mackenziei CBS 650.93 is the source of this 1611-nucleotide messenger RNA. RefSeq lists its product as uncharacterized. Bases 1 to 1611 code for a protein of 536 amino acids. Gene Ontology annotation, molecular function: NEDD8 activating enzyme activity. Gene Ontology annotation, biological process: protein neddylation. Gene Ontology annotation, cellular component: cytoplasm. The record is from RefSeq and is a predicted model, not a curated record. Lineage: Eukaryota; Fungi; Ascomycota; Eurotiomycetes; Chaetothyriales; Herpotrichiellaceae. The transcript has a single exon.
AUGACCCAAAUCGCUCCACGCGAAGUGACUCCUGUGCCUCUGCAAGCACCAAGCGCUAAAGAGAAGAAAUAUGACCGACAGUUGAGAUUAUGGGCCGCUUCAGGUCAACGUGCUUUGGAAGAGUCUCACGUUCUUCUGAUCACCGGCGAUGAGCACCAUGGCUCCAACAGCAGCGUCGCUGGCGUCGAGACUUUGAAGAACUUAAUCUUACCCAGCAUUGGAAACUUCACAAUCGCAGAUUCUGCCGACGUUACUGAGGCGGAUCUUGGGGUCAAUUUCUUCUUAGAAUCAGAAAGCCUUCACAAGUCCAGAGCGGAAGAGACAAAACGUCUUUUGUCAGAGUUGAAUCCCGACGUUACAGGCCAUGCUAUUACUGCUCCUCUGGCCGAAUGGCUUCCGGUUCCAGGAUCCCUCAAACCCUACAACCUCAUCCUCCUGUGUUCCCCGAUAGCUCAGGAACCUCUUACACGAAUAUGUUCUUAUGCCCAGCAAAAUUCAAUACCGGCGAUUUACAUUCAAUCCGCUGGCUUCUACGCUUCCUUUUCGAUCCAACUCCCUGAUGAAUAUCCCAUCGUCGAUACGCACCCCGAUUCCGAGAGUACGCAAGAUCUUCGACUUCUUGCACCUUGGCCAGAAUUGAAUUCUGCAGUGGAUUCACUCGGCGAUAUCUGGUCAUUAUCAGAUCAUGACCAUGGCCACAUCCCUUACAUACUCCUCUUACUACAUUACUUAAGAGAGUGGAAGACAAAUCACAACGACACAUACCCCUCGACGUUCAAGGAAAAGACCCAAUUCCGCGACUUGGUGCGGUCCGGGGCAAGAACAGACAAUCCGGAAGGCGGCGAGGAGAACUAUGAUGAAGCAUGUGCUGCGGUCCUGAAAAGCAUUGCUCCACCUCCUCUAGGGAGUGGUUGUAAAGAAAUGAUGUCCAUGACUUCAUGUAUCGACCUGAAAAGUGACUCGGCAAAUUUUUGGAUCAUUGCGAACGCGAUCAAGACGUUCUUCGAUUCCCACGGUGUGCUUCCCCUCCCAGGGUCAUUGCCAGAUAUGAAAGCCACUAGCGAAGGGUACAUCAAGCUGCAAACCAUCUACAAAACAAAAGCAAGAGCCGAUGUGGCCGAGGUCACAAAACUGGUGCGAAGGAGUGAAGAGUUUUUGGCAAGAACAACCCCUAUCCCAGAGUCCGAGAUCGAAGGCUUUUGCAAAAACGCCGCGCAUGUCCGUGUCCUUACGAAUCCGAACAACGAGCCCCUUCCGUCCCUGAGACUCAUGACUUCUGAUCCCAAAACACUCUCACGACUACCGACUCUUUUCGAAAAUGACUGGGAAUCACUCCUACCCAUCUUCAUCGCUCUCAACGUCAGCGUCAAGCCUUCGAGGCUUCUCGAUGUGACAACAUCAUCAUCAAGCGCGGAUACCCAAGAAGAACUGAACAAAGCCACCGCUGAAGUCGAACGAGUCUCUGGCGGCGAAUUGCAUAAUAUCUCUAGUGUGAUUGGAGGCAUGGUUGCACAGGAGGCAAUCAAGUUACUCACGAGGCAGUACGUUCCCGUGGAUGGGACGUGUGUUUUCGACGGGAUUAGAAGCAAGAGUGGCAUUUUCAAGAUUUAG